AUGAGCAAAGCUUAUGAUCGGCUGGACUGGAAUUUUAUCAAGGCUGUUCUCCUGCGGUUUGGGUUUCACCAAUGGUGGGUCGAUUGGGUAAUGCAGUGUGUCAGCACGGUGUCAUAUGUCUUUCUGCUGAAUGAUGGUCCUCAAGGACAAGUCCUUCCAACCAGGAGAAUCAGGCAAGGAGACCCCUUAUCCCUUUCUUAUUUAUUCUUUGCAGCCAAGUGCUUUCAGGUCUCUGUGCUAAAGCUUAGGCAAAUGGGUCUCUCCAAGGAUACAAUGUUUUCUUGCAACACAAAUGAAGGAAACACUAAAGCUCUCUUAGACAUCCUGCAAAAGUAUGAAACUGCCUCUGGCCAAUCUAUUAACCGUGAGAAAUCCUCCAUCAGCUUGUCUCAGAAAACCCCUGCUGAGAUCAGAGAGAGGGUCAAAAGAAAUCUACAAAUCUCCAAGGAAGGUGGUGUUGGCAACUACUUAGGCCGAUGCAAGAAAGAUUUAUUCACCGGAAUCAUUGACGAAAUCAGACAAAAACCCUCAGCUGUUGGAGGACAUAAUCCUGAAGAUCAAACCCAGCCUACACGAUGUGGAGGACAACGGAUUUGGCUGAGAGAUAAGUCUGGAGUUUACUCCACGAAAUCUGGUUACUUUGCUGCCUUGGAAGAAUCAUCCCCAAGCCAGUUUGUAAAUCCUUUGGACUGGUCUUCCGACAUUUGCAAUAUCUCCUCUGCUCCCAAGGUCAAAACAUUCCUUUGGAAGGCUGCAAAUGGUGCUUUGCCGGUUGGUGUAGCCCUGGCAAAACGCAUUCCAAGUGUCUCUCCUGACUAUCGAAUAUGCCAAGCACCUGAAUCCUCGGAGCAUCUUCUGUUCCUUAGCCCUUUUGCUCAGAAGGUUUGGGAGCUCGUUCCUUUCCACCCGGAACCUUGGUCUUUGAAUUCUGAAGUUCUUGCGAGCAAAUGGAAAGAAGCCAGGAAGUCUUUAUGUCUGGGAUUUACGGCGCUCAACAAAGGAGCUCUGACCCAUGGAUUUGCUGGAACCUGUGGAAAGCUAGAAACAACUGAAUUAUAA
Molecule: messenger RNA, 1059 nt
Organism: Eutrema salsugineum
Lineage: Eukaryota; Viridiplantae; Streptophyta; Magnoliopsida; Brassicales; Brassicaceae
Exons: 3
Coding region: 1-1059 (352 amino acids)
Source: RefSeq, a predicted model, not a curated record